AUGAUGUUAGGAUUGUUGCCAUAUGGGAAACUACAAAAACAACUUCUGUUGGAUCUCCUAAAUGAGAAAAUAAGAUGCGGGGAUCAUGGAAUUGUGGUGAUAAAAUGUCAAGUAUGGCGUCGAAGGGUUCUUCUUGUUCUCGAUGAUGUGGAUAACGACAGCCAAUUGAGUGCUUUGGCUAUAAAUCGUAAUUGGUUACGUCCCAGAAGUAGAAUCGUAGUAACAACUAGAGAUUUGUCUGCAAUAAAGUCACUUCAAGUGGUUGAGGUGUAUAAGCUUGAAAAUUUGAAUAGGGAGGAAUCUCUUCAAAUCUUCAGUUGCUAUGCCUUUAAAAGAGACUGUCCUCUGGAAAGUUAUGAAAGCCUCUCUGAUACAAUAGUGUGUUAUACGAAGGGACUUCCUUUACUUCUUACAGCUUUAGGUUCUUCAUUGUUGGGUAAAGCGGUACCUAAAUGGCAAACUCAAUUGGAGAAGUUGAAAAAGAUUCCUGAUCCUAAAGUUCAAGAUAUACUAAGGCAGAGCUUUAACUCACUUGAUGAUAUACAAAAGGAUAUUGAUAUUGACAUUCUAUUUGAUCGUUGUCUUGUAAGCAUCGAUCGGCGGCAUAACCAACUGAUGAUGUAUGAUCUGAUUCAAGACAUGGCAAAAGAGAUUGUCCGCCAAGAAUCCCCUACAAAGCCUGGCGAACAUAGUAGAUUGUGGUAUCAUGAAGACAUUCUCGAUAUACUAAGAUAUGACAUGGUUUUGUGCAAAUUGAAGUACCUUAAUCUCAGUCAUUCCUAUCUCUUGAUUAAAACUCUGGACUUCACGGACCUCACCAAGGUUCACCACACUAUUGGACGUCUCGAAGAUCUUAUUGUCUUGAACUUGAAGAAUUGUAAGAAUCUUAAGAAGAUUCCCUUGAGCAUUUUCAUGUUGAAGUCUCUUGCUGAAUUCAAUACGUCCGGUUGUUCUAAAUUAGAGUGGCCAGCAUUUUUUCGAAGAUCGCCACCUGCAUCAAGCUUCUCGUCAUUACAAUUGCCAAGUAGCAUCAGGAACAAAUUUUCUAACCUACCAACUACCAUCACUAGCCUUCCACGACUGGGGUGUCUCUUCAUACAUAAAUGUACUCGGCUUGAAUCACUUCCCAGCCUUCCAGUAAAUUUAUAG
Molecule: messenger RNA, 1149 nt
Organism: Cornus florida
Lineage: Eukaryota; Viridiplantae; Streptophyta; Magnoliopsida; Cornales; Cornaceae
Product: disease resistance protein RUN1-like
Exons: 5
Coding region: 1-1149 (382 amino acids)
Biological process (GO): defense response
Molecular function (GO): ADP binding
Source: RefSeq, a predicted model, not a curated record